AUGGGAUUGUUCAACGUCACCCACCCUGAUUCCUUCCUCCUAACUGGUAUCCCUGAUCUGGAGAGCUCUCAUUCCUGGCUAGCAGGGCCCCUCUGUGUGAUGUAUGCUGUGUCCCUUGUGGGCAACACAGUGAUCCUGAAGGCAGUGCAAGGGGAGCCUAGUCUCCAUGAGCCCAUGUACUACUUCCUGUCCAUACUGUCCUUCAGCGACAUGGCCAUGUCCAUGGCCACAAUGCCCACUGUACUCAGAACCUUCUGCCUCAAUGCCCGAGACAUCACUUUUAAUGCCUGCCUAGUCCAGAUGUUUCUCAUUCAUUCCUUCUCUAUGAUGGAGUCGGGGAUUCUGCUGGCCAUGAGCUUUGACCGCUAUGUGGCCAUUUGUGAUCCCUUGCACUAUGCCACCGUGCUCACUAAUGAAGUCAUUGCUGGAAUGGGCUUAGCUGUGACUGCUCGGAGCUUCAUCAGCCUCUUUCCUCUUCCCUUCCUCAUCAAGAGGCUGCCUUUCUGCAGAUCCAAUGUUCUUUCCCACUCUUACUGCCUGCACCCAGACAUGAUGAAGCUGGCCUGUGCUGAUAUCACUAUCAACAGCAUCUAUGGACUCUUUGUUCUUGUAUCCACCUUUGGCAUGGACCUAUUUUUUAUCUUCUUCUCUUAUGUGCUCAUUCUGCACUCAGUCAUGGCCAUUGCCUCCAGUGAGGAACGCUUCAAAGCACUGAACACAUGUGUGUCACAUAUCUUGGCUGUACUUGCAUUUUAUGUGCCAAUGAUUGGGGUCUCCACAGUGCAUCGCUUUGGAAAACAUGCUCCACGCUACAUACAUGUCCUCAUGUCCAAUGUUUACCUCUUUGUACCUCCUGUGCUAAACCCUCUCAUUUAUAGCGUUAAGACAAAGGAGAUCCGCAGAGCCAUUGUCCGUAUGUUUCGCCAGAUCAAAAUGUGA
Manis pentadactyla (Chinese pangolin) is the source of this 939-nucleotide messenger RNA. RefSeq names its product olfactory receptor 51I2. Lineage: Eukaryota; Metazoa; Chordata; Mammalia; Pholidota; Manidae. The record is from RefSeq and is a predicted model, not a curated record. Gene Ontology annotation, biological process: G protein-coupled receptor signaling pathway. Gene Ontology annotation, molecular function: G protein-coupled receptor activity; olfactory receptor activity. The transcript has a single exon. Gene Ontology annotation, cellular component: membrane. Bases 1 to 939 code for a protein of 312 amino acids.